Aspergillus pseudonomiae is the source of this 1517-nucleotide messenger RNA. Its product is annotated as putative mitotic spindle checkpoint protein (Mad2B). The transcript has a single exon. Lineage: Eukaryota; Fungi; Ascomycota; Eurotiomycetes; Eurotiales; Aspergillaceae. Gene Ontology annotation, cellular component: zeta DNA polymerase complex. The record is from RefSeq and is a predicted model, not a curated record. Bases 603 to 1487 code for a protein of 294 amino acids.
AAUCCACCAGCACCCCUCCUCCCUCCUCCCUCUUUCCCUCCCUCUCUCUUCCUUUCCCUUUUCUCACCUUCGGGCAAACACCCAUCCCAUCAUCCACUCUAUUCCUGUUGGACUUCCCACAAUUUUCACCCUAAUUUGGUGUAUUCGUUCCACCCCCUUGGAAAAAAAAAAAAAGAAAGAAAAAGAAAAAAGAAAUUUCAUACUUAUCAUUCGAUUUGACAUUUGGUUCUUAUCUUCGACUAUCUCCGUCUUUUUUUCUUUUUCUCGUUUUACUUUUUCUUUUCGCUUUUCUAGAAUAAACUCUCUUCGAUCCUCCUCCCCUCCUUCAUUUUAACCACACUCAACUCGAAACCCCCAUAUACUCCCCCCACUUUCCCCUCCCCUCUGAUUGUUGCAGAAGCAAAAGUCAAAAGAGAAAGAGAGAAGGAGAGAACAUCAUCCAGAUCCAUUUCAUGCGUGGCAGAAAAGACCGUUGUUGACCCAUCGUCUCGAAAAAGACAGAGCGAUGAUUAGCCUCAGGGUGGAACAGCACUCAGAUUCUCCGAGAUCCCGUCAAGACCAUAUUUCCCGUGGAAACGACGACACCAGAGCCUUCGACGGCAAUGCCGAUUGCCAGUGAGAGCAGCACGACCGUCAACCCCGUGACUACCACCAUGACAACAUUUUCCGCCCCAGUGACCGCACCUAGAUCGAUGCCCAACAAUCAGUCUGCGUUGGCGGCAUCCUUCACCAAUUUCCUCACCGUUUCAAUACACCAAAUCUUAUUUCUUCGUUCGGUCUAUCCGCGAGCGACGUUUUUGCCCGUUCGAGCCUACAACUAUCCGGUCCGACAGUCCCGUCACCCGAAAGUGUGUGAUUAUAUCAAUGACGCGUCAAUUGCGGUCGGGACAGAGAUCUUGAAGGGCACAAUCACCGCAGUCAGUAUCAUCAUUUCAUCUCUCCGCACCAACCAACCCCUCGAACGAUAUGCUUUUGAUCUGUCGGGUUUCCCCCGCGUCCCCGCUGGAGAGAUCAAUACCACCUUUGAAGAUAGAAAGGAAGAUUCAUCCAAGCCAGGUGCCCCCUUAUCGGAUCGGGGUUCCGCUCCUCCGCCAGUCGACCUCGAGGCGCAGUUCCGUGCCUGUCUCGCCCGAUUGGCCUCCGCUUGCGCCCGAUUAACUCCGUUGCCCCGGGACGACGAAUUCAGUUUCACAGUCUGCAUCGAAGUUCGGGAAGAUGCCUUGCCCCCUGCGGGUACUACAACAGAAGAACAAACUUGGAUUGUGGCUGAACCGGGCAAGGUCCAUCUCCGGUCGUGUACCGCACCGUAUUCCGUUUCCAAACUUCGAAACGGCGAGCCACAACAACCUCCCCCCAGAGUAUCGAACGGUCGCGCCAAAACGGUGCCUGUACGACGUGUAGAAGCUGGUGAGCUUCGUCUGGAAUUAUGGGUGGAAGAGGCACGACAGAAAUUUAAUGAGCCGGUGGAUUCAGAACAUCCUCCAUGAAUCUGGCUUUCUGUUGAAAUCGAUUUUCUA